UUUUUAGUGCGGAAAAUGACGUGAAAAAUGAUGCGUAACAAUAUUCCUUCAUAAAUAAACGGAUAUUCUUUACUAAAAAAACGUCUUCGUAACUACAACAAAAAUUGAGAUACGCGUUAAACGUUAGUUUUAACCAAAACAGUCAGCAAUAUGAGCAAUUAAGCUUCAUAAUCUAGUUUUGGCAUAUAGAUGAAAAUCUUCGUAAUAUAUCUUCAAGCCUCAAUUCAAAUGGUUUACAAUAAACGUUGAAGCUCCAGCAUAUUAAGUUUAUCGCCGUCUUCUUGAGUUUAUUAUACAUAAAAAAAUGCGUCUUCAACUUCCUCAGAUACCAAAACCUCAGACCGAUGAGGAAAGAACAAAGGAAGGAAAAAUGGCCGAAGUCAAUGUUGUGGACGAAAAGAGAGCCGAAACAUGGGUGACGGACGAAAACAAGACCAGUGUCGAAUCAGGAAUAUGGAAGAAGAUUGGGGCGAAGGCGUGGAGUGUGUUUUUGAUGAGUUCUGCAAUAUAUGGAAUGCUAUUUGUCAUUUUUGGCCACCUUGCCAUCCCAGGGAAAGAAAACUCAUUCGUGUUCACGAUUUUCAUCAUGUGUGUGUGGGCAUAUGUGCUUUCUAUGGGAUUUGGUGCGUUCCUUUCUCCCGAAGUGGGCAUGCUGCUUGCCGGUGUCAUAACUCGCAGCAUGAAACAAUACCAGGAUCUGCUGAGCCCUGAAGCAUUCAUGUCGGAACAGCAGUACCACUUAGUUAGACAGGUUGUAUGGACUAUUCUCCACGUGUCUCUGGGGGUCAUUCUUUUCAGGGUGGGAAUGAGUUUGGAUCUGAAAGUGGUGUGGACGAGGAUGUGGUCUGUUUUAGUGAUGGCUCUGGUGCCUGCAUGUCUGGUCGAGGCACCUGUUGUGGCUGCUGUGUCGUAUGGACUUAUUGGCUGGCCGAUCAAGUUCGGCUUUCUGCUUGGAUUCAUUCUGGCUGUGUCCUCCCCCGCCCUUGUCGGCAACUCACUCCUGCACCUCAAUUCCAAAUGGGACAGCUUCGUGAACAAAGAGAUAUACGCAACUGUGGUAGCAUCUAUCAUGCCUGCUCAAAUCUUGGUCUCCAUUGCUGCCGUUGUUCCUAUUUUGGAAUCCUCCUUCAGCCUCCAACCCAAUGGACUAUUCGCCCCUUACUGGCCUCUGAUGUCACUCGGAACAAUCUGCAUCGGGGUUCUGUUUGGGUUCAUCCUAUUCUACUUGCCUUCUUGUGAGACAACUUGCACUACCGAAACAACUAAGACUUCUAAAUGUAAACUGUACGCGUUGGUUGUCAUGGCGGCAUCCAUACUCAUUAUGGGAGAAGCAAAAUUCAUGGAGGAACAGAACAACAUUCCAGUUAGCAUCACUGGGUCUCUCGCAGUAGUGCUUUUCGCCGCCGUACUCGGUCGCAACAGCCGCAGUGUGGAUCGGACUCUGAAGAACUGGUCCACUGCCACCUGGUCCUGUCUUCAAUUGCCCAUGUUUGCUCUCAUGGGAUACAUUGCUCUGCAUGUGUUGGUUGAGGGACGGCAGUCUUGGAUGAAUCCGGACUACUUUGACGAGACGUGGAGACCAUAUGAUGAGAUGCUGGCAAACCGAAAUGUUGUGAGUGGAGGUGUUGCCGUGGCUGUGAUUUCUGCAGGACUGGUGGCUCGCUUGACAUCGUCAUGUUUCAUUGCCCGGCGUUCUGGAUUCACCAUCAAAGAAUCCCUUUUCAUUGCUAUUUCCCAGAUUCCCAAAAUGUCUACAAUGACAUUCCCCUGCUGGGUCAUUUGGGCGAUGAAGUCUAAAGAAGGUGUCUAUGACGAGGUGACGAGCUCGAUUCUGAAGGUGUCUGCAAUUGCAGUGCUGUUCACUGUACCUUUGGGAGUAAUUGCUACCAAGUGCGGAGGCAUAUGGCUGCUGGAACGGUGUGGAGCUGAACCGGCUCCUGAUGAUCCUAAAUGGAACAAAGAAAACCCAGAAGCCAAAGAUACCCCUCCAGAAAAAGUGUAGAGAGGGUUGAACACGACUACGGACAAAAAAAUAGAUUCAGAUUAUUUGAAAAUGCGCAUACAAAACAACUUACACUUAUUCGCGAAACUAUGAGACCUGUUGAGCUGAUAGUGCUCACGAACUAUUGAAAACAUUAGAGCUAUGAACCCAGAACUUAAUUUGAAACGACCAUUUAAUUUCCCAAUAAAAGAUUUCGACCGACAUAGCUCAAAACUGAUCUUCUCUUAAAGACCUGCCUUUCCCAUAUCUAAGCUCAGUUUGAU
This is a messenger RNA of Symsagittifera roscoffensis, 2265 nucleotides long. RefSeq names its product sodium/hydrogen exchanger 9B2-like. NCBI's taxonomy places the organism in Eukaryota, Metazoa, Xenacoelomorpha, Acoela, Convolutidae. Bases 305 to 2002 code for a protein of 565 amino acids. The record is from RefSeq and is a predicted model, not a curated record. The transcript has 9 exons.